AUGCGAAGAUUAUGUACCUUAGCUCAUCUGAAGGAGUUGCAAUUCGAUGUAUGUGAGAUAAAUGGCUCGAUACUCGAGCAGACAUGGAAAAUGAGCCAGUCCUCAAGUAUUGGCAAACCUCGGCCCCCUCACGCACCUCGGGACAUUAAGGAACCUUUAUUCGUCCUGUCGCAAAGAGGCAGGACGACGAUAGACCUUGUCUUACUUGCUGGCCAGGAAACGAUAUGCUUCGUCGAGAUUCAUGUUGCAUGCGUGGUUGAAAUUUGA
Messenger RNA from Pochonia chlamydosporia 170, 267 nucleotides. RefSeq lists its product as hypothetical. The record is from RefSeq and is a predicted model, not a curated record. NCBI's taxonomy places the organism in Eukaryota, Fungi, Ascomycota, Sordariomycetes, Hypocreales, Clavicipitaceae. Bases 1 to 267 code for a protein of 88 amino acids. The transcript has a single exon.